Molecule: messenger RNA, 1407 nt
Organism: Entamoeba dispar SAW760
Lineage: Eukaryota; Evosea; Mastigamoebida; Endamoebidae
Exons: 1
Coding region: 1-1407 (468 amino acids)
Source: RefSeq, a predicted model, not a curated record
AUGAGUUUUCGAGUUGCACCUUCCUUAUCUUCUCUGUGCCAAACAAGAGAAGAAAUGACUAAACUUUUAAGGACUCAAAGAAGAAAAGAGAUAUUACUAAAUCAAAGAAAUAAUAUCAAUAUUCUCCAAGAAAGUAUUCAAGGACUAUUAUUAAAAAUACAAAAAGGAAUUGAUGUAGAUGAAAAUUUAAAGAAGUUGAGAGCAACCAUAAUGAAGAGUAAAAGAAAUUGGAACAAUGAAUUUAUAGAUAAUAAUGGGAUUCAAAUUGUAUUAAUAAUAUUACAAAAUAAACAAAGUUCCAGCCAAGCUCUUGAAAUUAUAUUAUGGACACUUACUGCUAUAAGUUCUUUCGAAAAAUUCGAUUCACAAAUUAUCUUUAGUUAUAAUAUUUUUUCAAUAAUUAAUCCAUUUAUUACCAGAUUUGAUAAUGAAAUUCGUCUAACAGCAUUAUGGCUUUUGGCUAACUUACUUGGAUUAGCUCCCUCAUUGUCUGUGGUUCAAGUACAAGACCUUCUCUCUUCUUUGUGUUCUUGUAUUCAGUUAUAUCACCAAUCUCCUUCUACUGUUGAUAGUUGUGCCACUUGUUUUAAAAGAAUUAUAGAACAUUCUAUUUAUCCUUAUGAAUACUUUCACCAAAUAAUUACAUUAUUCCUGAAUACUCGACCAUUGUCAAAUACCUUUGUUGAUUGUUUGUCAUUACUAAUUACACAAAAACCUUAUUGCAAACCAUUAUUAUCUAAAUCACAACUAUUACCUACAGUUACAUAUUUUCUCUUUACUAAAAACAAUUUUUUGUUUCGUUCUAUUCUAAACUUCUUUACGGAAUUAUCAAUGCUCAAUGAAAAUUUGGGAAAGACAUGUAUUUCUAAAGAGAUUGUUCAUAAAAUGGUUAUAUUACUUAAGGAAUUAUUAAAUGGACCACAACAUAAUGAAAAUGAUAUUUCACAACUUUUAAUUAUUUUUGGGAAUUUGACAGUAUUUUAUUUAGAUUUCCAUACAGAGUUAGUUGAAAUAAUCCAAACUAUUAUUGCAAAUAGUCAUUAUUUUACAAUAAAAGAAUUACAAUCACUAAUAUUUUUCCUGAAUAAUCUAGUGCUUCAUGCUAAUGAACAAUUUAAAUUAACAUUAUGUUGCCUUCCAAUAUUUGAGUUGUAUGGAAUCUUUUUGCUUCAACUCUUUUGUUCAAAUGAUUUUCUUAUUCAAACAUUAACUAGAAUAAAAGAAUUACUAAUAGUGUGUAUGUUCAAAGGAUUUGAUAUUUUGAAGUUGUUAAGUGAAUCAGCUUUAGAAGCAGGUAUUUGUAAAUUAGAGUAUCAUUUUUGUAAACAAGUUUCCCAAGUAGCAGUAUCAAUAGAAGAGUUGUUUAUCCAAACAACAACACAACAUGAUUGGAUGGAUUUAGAUUAG